Messenger RNA from Panonychus citri (citrus red mite), 3721 nucleotides. RefSeq lists its product as uncharacterized. NCBI's taxonomy places the organism in Eukaryota, Metazoa, Arthropoda, Arachnida, Trombidiformes, Tetranychidae. The record is from RefSeq and is a predicted model, not a curated record. The coding region runs from base 1706 to 3286 and encodes 526 amino acids. The transcript has 4 exons.
AAAUGCAAAUGUCAAUCAGAAUUGAUAACUUUCUCUAACAAUGUGACAGUUAUUUCGUUGAUUAAGGUUACAAUUAAAGGGGAAUUGCUAUUGCAUUUCCUCUGAAACGGUUCCAUUUCUGUUCAAGGUUUGUUGAUACUUUAGAAAUGAUCAAAAUGAUGAUUAACAGAAAGAAAAAUUAUCAAUCAACAACAGGAACUCAAUUAUUCAGUUUCAUUCAUUGGAACGUUGAUCUGAAAAGAGGAAUGAAUUUAAUUCAUCUCUCUCUCUCUCUCUUUUUUUAUAUCAUAACCUGAACUUGAAGUCCAUUGGAAACAUAAUCAGGGUGAAAAGAUGAGAUGAUGAAUCUGUUCAAUGUUCUCAUAUUUGAAUUGUUACUCAAUCAACUGAUUAAAGGGUUUUAAAUGAUCACCUGAUUGUUUAUUCCUUGUUAUUUUUACCUUGAUGGUGCUCAUGGUUCCUGGUUGGUUUACCUCCUUCACCUCCUCCUCUUUUACUACAAUUAAAUUUAUGAUGAUCGUUUUAUAAUCAUUCACGGAAGUUAAACUCUAAGAUUGGGUUAUUCAUACAAUUACCUUCCAUUACCUUGUUGAUACAAUUCAACCAUCAAGGUAACUCCAUUGUUGUUGUUUGGUGUUAAAUCAUUUCUCUCCUGUCAAAAUAGAAACAAAUAAUUGAUGAGAAGAUUAAAGAAAUCGAUAAGAAACAAGAAGAGAUGAAAUGACGAGUCAAUCAUUGGAAAUUAUUACACUUAAUUAGCUGUAAUUAGAUUUAAGAACAGUAAUUAAGCGAUAAGAGAAGGAAGAAAAUGAUUUCAGGCAAAAGGAUAGAGAAAAGGUAAACAUUGAUAGAGUGAUAAUAGAAAAGAAAGUAAAAAAAAUGUUCGAACUGAAGAGUAAAAGCGAGGGAAAGAGAGAAGAUGAAGAAAGGAAGAUGAUCUAAAUUCGAGGUUCGAAACUGCAUUGUAAUCCACGAGUUGCCUAGUAGAACCGUUCACCUCGAGGUCUCUUACAUCAUCUCUUCAUUUCCUUUUAUUAUUCUCCAUUUUAACCUGCUAAUUAAAUCGAUCAAAUUUAUUCCUAUCAAUUAUCCCAACCAAUGUUUCAAAUUUCUUCUUGUAAAUUUGAUUAUCCAACAAUCAAUCAGCUAAUUAACCAACUGAUCAAGGGAACAAUCAAAAUACUCUUUGAUUAGUGUAGGUCCUUUCUCUCUGUCUUUUCCUCUCUCUGUCUCUCUCUAUCUCUGUCUUUCUCUCUGUCUGUAGUUCACUUUUCUUCUGUCUCUUAUCCUCCUUUCCCCAUCUUUGUGUUCCUUGAGUAUUCACCUCUGACCUCCAAAUCAAUUAGGUCACUUAAUUAAUCCUCUGAUAUCCAAAUCAAUAUUAUCAUGUUUCUUAUUUAAACCAAUUCAAUUGCAGUGAAUACGAAAACAUAUCAUUUUUUAUAAUGUGAUUUCCAAUGUGAUCAAUAUUUUCAUCAUUUUCUGGUUUUCUGGUUCAACCUAAUGUAACCCAAACAUAUCCCAUUUUUGUACUUAAUCCGAUGGUUAAUCUUAUUUGUUAUCUUGUAAAUCACAAAUUGUUCAACUAUUGAUGGUUUAAAUUAAAUCUAAUCCAUUGUCCAUUCUCACACGAGAAUUGGUUUGUGGUCAUACGUCAAUUUCCAGCUUCGACAUUAUUUGCCAACAUAUCAAAGGAUUGACCAAAAUGACCACUACUAUUCAAGGGGAAAAAUCUGCUUUCAUGGAACAUAUGAAAAAGAGGAUAAUUGAAAUAGAUGAAGAAAAUUCUGAAGAAGAGAUCGAAAUCGAUAUCGAUACUGUAAAUAUAACUAUAGAACGGAAAAGUUGCCUGUCAACUUAUGGUUCUAACUAUGGGAAUUUCUGGUCGAAAGAUCCAGUUGAUUCCUCUUCCAAGGAAAACAUAUCAAAAAAACCAGAAAUUUGUACUAUUAUAAAUAUCGGUAAUGGUGAACAUAAUGUUAACGGGAAAAUCGAUGGCAAUAACUGUAAUAAUCAAGAAUUUGAUAGUGAUGAAGAAGAAAUUACCAAGGAAGAUGUUGAAGCGAUUCACGAACAAUUAACUAAAGCAAAUGCAAUACUCAAUGAACAAAUAAUCAAAUCUCAAGGCGAACUGGCUCAAGUUCGAAGCUCAUCUAUCGCCCAUAAACGUUUGGACCUAAGAAAGGAAAUCGGACAAAUUAUGUGCCAAAAACAAAAAUAUCUCCGAGAAAAUGUUUUCCUCAGAUCUUUGUGUCUCCAUGAGUUUUCAAAACGAUUCCACGAUAAAGUGGACUUGAGUUUGGACAAAAUUCGAGAGACGAUAAAAGCUGAUCUAAAUUACGUUGUACAAAGUAAAUCACUUUUCGAUGCUUCCCAAGAUCCUGGAACUAAAUUCCGAUCUUCUAAAUCUGCUCAGACAAUUAGAACAAUGGCUUUAAAAGGAGGUGAAAGUUCAGAUAAAUUGAAAAAUGAUACAAUUAAUUCACUCAAACAGCAUAACUUGAAUCUCACUAGAAAAUUGGAACAAUUAAAAGCCGAUAAUCCAAUUAUUCCAAUAAAAGGACCCAGAGUCAUGUUAAUAAAGAAAGACGAUUAUCUUAAACUAUUGGAAAGCUCAAAAGGCUCGACAAAAAAUGACCGAACAAAAUUAAUUAACUGUGAUCGAAACAAAUCCAAAUCGGAACAAGAAGCGGAAACAAUCAAGCCAAAAUCACCAAUCAAUAAACAAGUGAUUUAUGUGAAAAAAGACACAUUAGAUUUAACUAAUGGCGACUCCAAGAGACAAUUUUAUAUCUGCAAAUGUGGUCAGAAAUUCAGUAAAAAUGCCCUCGGGUAUAAAGCUGCAUACGAUAGUUUCCGUCAGCAUGUAGCUAAAUGUAGUGUUUACAUGAAAAAUGGUGCUGUCUGUGAUAUAUGUGAUGCUCCAUUCCAUUCAAUUCCAUGUUUGAAAGUUCACAUUCGCCGAAUUCACCCUGAAAGACCAGAAUUACUCGAGAAGUAUCGUCACAUUGUCAGUUGUCCAUGUGGGAAAAUAUUCGACAAUUAUUCCCAAGAAUGUACAGCAAUAAAAGCACUUCGUAAACACGCUCGAGCCUGUCCAUCAUAUCGUAGUAAAGCAAUUUUUUGUUACAUUUGUAAAGAACCAUUUCUCGAACCAAAUCAAUUGAAUAAUCACAUUCGAAUGGCACAUUCAAGUAAAUCAAACGGAAUCACCAGCGAAAAAUCAACUCCAGUGUCCAAAUCCAAUUCCAAUUCCAAUGUGGCCAAAAAAAGAAAAGUCAAUUAGAUCAAAUAAAUUGAUCUUCCAAAUCUUCCAAAUCAACGUUAUCCAUAUCAAUACACAGAAAAUCAAUCAUCAUAAUUUUUGAUCAAAAUCGAUCUCAUUUUUUACAUAUCAUUCCUUUUGCCAUAUUCUGUAGCAAUUAACCUUUGCAAUGAACAUAUCAACAUAUUCACAUCAUGAAUUUUUAAGGUCCAAUCCAAUUAACUUCCUGAUCUCUUAAUUGUCUUGAGAUUAUAAUUUCUUUUCCUGGAGAUUGAUUGUUUUCUUAUUCCUUUUUUUUCAUUUCUUUUUCUAAACAAUCACAAACCUGUGCAAUCAAUCAAUUGCUUUCCAAUGACCGACAAUUAACGUUAAAAACUAUGCUUAUCAUAUCAACAAUAGAAUCAUAUGUGUAAGAUUUAAUUAUAAUCGCAAUUAAUAAACAUAUUGGAUAGAGUA